Messenger RNA from Cucumis sativus (cucumber), 755 nucleotides. RefSeq lists its product as hypothetical. The record is from RefSeq and is a predicted model, not a curated record. Bases 181 to 636 code for a protein of 151 amino acids. The transcript has 2 exons. Lineage: Eukaryota; Viridiplantae; Streptophyta; Magnoliopsida; Cucurbitales; Cucurbitaceae.
UAUCGUUCUCUCUUCAUCUUGAUCAUUUUCCUCCUUUGUCUUGGGUCGUCUCAGAUCGACAUCAACCUCCAUCCAUCUUGUCCUCGUCCUCCAGCAAGUUGGUCAAUAACUAAAUUUUAGAUUAUCAAAUUACCUUGAUCUUUUUCUUUCCAUUCUCUCAUACUCUCUUACCAAAAAAAAAUGAAUAGUAUGUUGAAGAGAAGCACCACAAAGAAGGGUAAGAAAGUGAAUACAAAUACAAAGUGUAAUAGAUUUUUGGUGUCUAUCAAUGUCAUUGGGAGCACAGGACCAAUUAGAUUUGUGGCAAAUGAAGAUGAUUUGGUUUGUGAGAUUAUCAAGACUUCUCUUACAUUAUAUGCUCGUCAAGCUCGUCUUCCUAUUCUUGGAACUAAUGUUGAUAACUUUAUUCUCUUUUGUGUUAACGAUGAAAAAAGGGAUGCUCUAAGCCCAAGGGAAAGUAUAGGAUCAAAGCAAGUAAGGCACUUUUUGCUAUGUAAAAAGCAAGGGAGUCCACAUUCAUUAUUGCUUAACGAGAAAAUGUCAAGGCAAAGGGAAGAAGAAAAGGGGAGAAAUCAUUGGAAGAAAUGGCUCAACAAAUCAUUGAGUUACAGCAUUCAAUCUCAUUGCAUGCUGUAAUCGAUCAACGUGUUCUGUAAAUAAUGAGGAUCGGUUCUCACGUCCAAUUUUCCAUUGUAAAAGUUGAAGACAUGUAUACAAUAAAUAAACUUUUUCAUCUCAAAUAUUAUGGUUUGGUC